Messenger RNA from Coccomyxa subellipsoidea C-169, 1772 nucleotides. RefSeq lists its product as hypothetical. The coding region runs from base 1 to 1569 and encodes 522 amino acids. The record is from RefSeq and is a predicted model, not a curated record. Lineage: Eukaryota; Viridiplantae; Chlorophyta; Trebouxiophyceae; Coccomyxaceae. The transcript is spliced from 9 exons.
AUGUGUGUGAGCUUGAGGCCGCGUCAGGAGAAGCACUCCAAGGCGGACUUGGAGAUGGAGCUGAAAAGGGACGAGUGCGACAGGAUGCAGAAGCAGCUGAAGUCAUACGCAGGACUUCUGAGUGCGCUGGAGACAGAGCUCGUGAAGACACGCCAAGCCUUUGCAGAUGCAAAGGCCUUGGUCUCAGAGAACUGCAGGCUUGGCAAGAUCAACAGGCAGGCUGCUGGAUUCAAAACGCUGAGAGCAAGGCUUCAAGAGAAGGAACAAGCCCUCAAGGAGCUCGCAGCUGCGCAUGACACAGCAGCAAGGCAGCUUGCAUCCAGCAAGAAUGAGGCUGCAGAUUUGAGGAGGACUGUGGAAUUGCUCGGUGCAAGUGAAAAGGAGCAGAUUGCAGCAAAGAACACCCUCCACCGCAGCCUGCAGAGGAGCAUUGCACUGCUGGCAGAGGCGCACAGUGCAUCAGAGCAGCAUAGGGCCACACUGGACUCACUACGCCAGAAGCUGCGAGCCCUGGAUGCCGAGGCUCUGGGACGGGCCGCCAGCGAUGCUGCCACAGUCAAACAGCAGGGGCAGGAGAUUGCAGCACUGCAAUUUGAGGUGGAGAAACUGCGGGGGCAACUCACUGUUGCUCUUACACCUGAAGGCGAGAUUUUGACAGCAACCCGGCCGCCCAGCCAGCAGCAGCUCAGCCUGCUCUACAUAGCAAGGGCGAGGAAUGCAGACAAUGCCAACGCAGCUGCAGCCUCAGCUCCAAAUGCACCAGCAGCCAAGCCUGACCAUGCCAACAAGGACACCAUUUACUCCAGCGGCCCAGCUAGCAUCUCGCAGACGGUGUGCCUGUCUGUGCUUCAGCAAGCAGCACAGAGCGUGCCCAAGGAGCCGGACUGUCCUUCGAGGCGGGAGGUUCCAGUGUCCACUGCGGACACCCCUGACGAGCUGGAGAUAGAUGGCGACGAAGAGAUGCCUCAGCGGCUGCAGCUGCCGCAGCUUGCGCAGCCAUCGAUGCAUGGUGGGCUGUGGGGGAUGGGCUUCAGCAGGGAUCAGCUAGCAAUGCCCAGUGUCAGCAGCGACAAGGACAAGGGAGGCAGCUCUGUGCCAUCGGAGGGUCCCAAAAGGGCUGAGCCAUCCCCUCUGGCCGCAGCAGAGACGCCUUCAGCAGGCCUGCCGGCAAAGCGCAGUGUCAGCAGCAGCAAGAAGGAAGGCUCUUUGUCAUUGGAUGCCGAGGAUCUCCCCAAUAGGGCUGGGGUAUCCUCUUUGGCAGCAGAUGCCCCUUCAGCUGGCCUGAAAUGUACUGAAGACAGCAAGGUACAUGUGAGCGCAGCAGCAGGAGAGCAGAGUGCCAUGGGCACAGCAACAGCACAUCAGACGGGGGAGGAGCAAUCCAGCGCUCCAAGUGGACCCAGAGCCAAGAAGCCUCGCAUGUCUGAGACAGAAAUGCAGCGCGACACACCCUCUCUUAAGGGCGAGACCAAUGGUAUCAAGGAUAGCUGCAGUCCAUGUGACCUCUUUGCCAGCUUUUCAUCGCUCCAGGACUUGUCUGACGAUGAGGACGCACCGACCAAUAUGUGAGGAGCUGUCUUCAAUCCUGUACAACAUGAGCAGCCCCGGUAUUGUGACGAUCUCAUGCAUGGGACAACAACCAGAUCAGCAGGCAUUUGGUGGCAUGCAGCGCUCCCAUGGGUAGAUCUAGAGAGGAGCCUUGGAGGCACACGGAUCUGAUUGUUAUUGGACUGUCAAUGCCAGUGGCAUUCAGUGAAAUAUGAACUGGUUUU